AAGCUCAAAGGACAAAAACGACUGUGAAGAUAAAGACCUUAAAAGAAUGAAGUCUGCGUUGCAGUUCUACUUGGAUGAAAUAGUAGAAGAAAUUGAUCCACUGAUUCUUAAAAGUUGGCUUGGAGCUAAAUCAUGGGAUGAAUUAAAGAUCAAUAAGCUAAGUAAAAUUGUUGGAAGGAGGGAAAGGGCUGAGAAAUUUUGUAUGUCCUUAAAAGAAACAGGGUCUGAUAUAGUUCAAGAUGUUUUACACGCAAUGAAAUUUUGUGGAUACGAGGAUAUAGCUGGUGAUAUCAUAAAUAUUGCCAGAGAAGGUCCCCUUUCCAAUCUAUAUAGGUGCCCAAAUGUUACGAAUCUGACACAAAACAAUGAACGUUGCGUCUAUAAUGAGACAUACAAAUUUAAAGAAUAUUUGGAUGAAGAAGAAGCUCCUAAUCUUGAAAUAGACGUUGAAAAAAGUAUGAUCACUUCAAUGAUUCCAAGAGACAAAAGGUUAGGACCCAUUCAGAGUCUUAAAGGCGUUACUGAAAGUGUCCUUUUAUCCGGAUCUGGACUGAUCAAAAGUACGAAGGAUUUUUUGGGGUCAUUACUGAAAACAGAGUCAGAUAAAUGUUCAUCAUCAAGUACCGAAGAAACAACAUCGAAUGAAGCAAAAGGAGCUGAAGGAGAAAAUAAGUUUGUGUCAUGGACGAAGGAGUUCUCAUGGCCCUUACCAACAAUCCAAUUAAAGAAAAGUAACAUUAAAGAACAGACAUUGAAAACAGUUGAUAAAUAGUAAAUCUCAAAAUUGCUUUUCCAAUUAAACUUUUUAUGUAAAUUAUGUAAAUUUAUGUAACACGGUCCGGGAGAAUUGUAAAGCCUAGUACUUGUUAUCCUAAUGAUACUUAUCAGAAAUAAACUGACUAAUGAUUAAAUAUCUGAUAAACGAUAAUUGUGUAAAUAAUUCGUAAUGAUUGCGUUCGAUUAUACUUAUAUAUGAACUAGCUAAAAUAAUUUCUAAAACAGAUUCAAUAAUAUUAUCAAUGUUUAACUUUAAAAACGUAUUAUUAAUGCUUAAUGUUUUGUUUUUUUUAAGAAAUACAAUCAAUUUCUUUAAGUAAAAGAAGGGAGAUGUAAUAUGAGACUGUUUAUAUAAAUGUAUGUUUGCGCAUGCUGAGAAAGAAGUACAGCAGUUCUUUUUUAGAGUUUAUCUCUAGUACUAAACUUGUAGUCAUAGAACACAUUUGUGUCUCAUAAGUUAUACGUUGUCUACUUGUGAUAUUCUCACAUACAAAACCACAUAAUAUUACAGCUAGGAUCUGCCAAUUGUAUAUGAAUGACACCAUGAUAUUUCAGUGGCUUUGAAAGUGGUCACUUUCUCCGCUUACGAAUCAAACACGGAGUUUUCCACUGAAAGCGUAAAUACAUAAUAUAAUAAUAAUUGAAUAAUUGUAUAUGUUAAGUAUCUAUAAUUUUAUGAGAGACUUUAAUCAAUACUAUUUGUAUACAAGAUAGGAUAUUGUUAUUCCUGACAACUUAUAACACCUAGACUAUGUCAAAAUGCAUUUACGUUUUCUUUAUUGAAUCGUUGGAAAUUUGCUAAAAAAAUGUUUUGCUUUGUAUUUCUUUACUGAUAUGUAUAUCCUGUUGUUUAUUUCAAAAUUAUUUGUAAUUAUUGAUUAUUUUCUGUCGAAAAUAUUAUACUGCUUAUGUUUUAAUAUUUUAUAUAGAUACUUCCAGGAUACGUGCUUUGUUGUUGUUAUUUGUAUAACAUGUUUAAGUAUAUUUUAAUUCCCAAAAUCGUUGAGUUUCAACUGGAUUGUAUGGCUAGGAUCUGCCGAUUGUAUAUGAAUGACGCCACUUUGAAAGCCGUCACUUUAUCCGCAUACGAAUCAAACACGGAGUGCAUUAUUCAAUCAUUUACCUGUAUUCUAAAAAAAUAUAUAUAUAUAAAUAAUAUUGAGCGAUUUAUCUUUAAAUGUCAGAUCCAAUUGGAUAUAAUCAAAUGCGAAAACUUAUAAACACGUAUUCUUUACUUUAAAAUGCAUCUUAUUUUAAUUAUCAUAUCUUAUUAUGUAAAAAUAAUCUAGUUGCUAAGGUAGCAUAUGUUCAGCGUGAUAUAAGAUAGGUAAUUUUAACAUUGUCUCUUGAAUUCCGGUUUUCAACAUACGGAAUUUACGAAGUGACGAUUUCAGCUUCAUGAAUUUUAACAUUUCCUUUACAGUUCAUUUUAAGGUUUUUUAUAUAUUGUUUAUUUUUUAAACUAUUACUUAAAUGCAGGAUAUAGGCAAUCUGUUUAAACAAUAAAUUUAAAAUAGCUAUCAUAAUAAAGUAUUCAGUAAAAUGUUUGAUCCUAUACAUGGCCUUGGCUUUUAGUGGUGCGUCAAAGAUAUGAUGUGGACUGUAUAAAGCUAUAUCUAAUGGAAUAUUUUUAUGAAAUUUAUAAACAGCAAUUUUACGGUCGAGUCUCGACACAGUUAUAACAUAUUAAAUCUCUGUAAUUAAACAUACAUGACUUCUUUUCGUAAACUGAAUAAGGGUUUUCCGCAGCAAA
Molecule: messenger RNA, 2530 nt
Organism: Ruditapes philippinarum (Manila clam)
Lineage: Eukaryota; Metazoa; Mollusca; Bivalvia; Venerida; Veneridae
Exons: 6
Coding region: 47-772 (241 amino acids)
Source: RefSeq, a predicted model, not a curated record